UACAUCUCUUUAUUUAUUUUGCGCAAUUUUCAGUAAGUUCAUUUUCUACUCAUUUUAUUUAAACAGACAAAAGUGUAAAAAAUUAUUGCAAGUAAUUUGGAGUUUAAAGUUUCUUUUCGACUCGGGUUCUCUAGAAUAUAUAUCAAGUACGUAUCUAUAAUCUCAUUCGUCUAUUGCAAAUGGCACCAUACUUGAAGCUCAUUGCCUACGCUAAUUAAUUUUAAAUUAUACUAACAAAUUUUAUUAUGUAAGAUCGUAUUUCCGCAGAUCGGCUUCGUCUUGAUUGUGCUUCACCUAUUUCCAUGUAUUUUUAUCAAUCGCAGAUACAAGUCUCUUCAAAGCAUCGCGUUUAUCUUUUUGCAGUAUUAUCACGAUGGCAACUGGUUUCGACAACAGCACCGUGCAGCACGCUCAACAGGAGUUGACCAGCGAAGAUAAGAAAUAUGCAGCGGAAAAUUUGAACGAGACCGACGAGACUAGAAGGAAUGCUGUCGCGGAAAUUAAACACUGGAUCGAAGAAAGCGACGAUUUGUCCGUACAAAAUGGUGAUUUUCUCAUUCUACGAUUUCUGAGAACUUGCAAAUUUGAUGUCGAGCAAACUAAGGACAGGAUUCGAAACUAUUACCAGCAGCGAUCCGAUUUAUCGGAGUGGUAUACAAACAAGGAUCCGUUUCGACCGGAAAUGCAAGAGCUGCUUGAUCUGGGAAUAUUUGUACCUCUGCGAAAGCCGGACAGUCAAGGAAGAAUCGUUUUUCUGAUGCGCCCAACUCUGAAUGACCCGAAUGUACACGAAAUACCAAAUAUAAUGAAGAUCUGUAUAUUGAUGAUAGAAACGGCGAUGAAGUAUUAUCCCGCAGGAUCUAUAUAUGGUGUGGCAUUCUAUAUAGAUGUAUCCAAUCCAAGUACGCGCCAGAUUUUUCAAUACUCUCCCUUUGUGUUAAAAAAUUUAGCCCAUUUAUGGCAAAAGUGCUAUCCUAUGAGAUAUCAAAAAAUUGUUUUUUUUAACGCAUCAUCAAUCCUUAAUGUUCUUAUUAGCACUUUGAGACUUUUUCUGACAGAAAAGUUAAAAAAUAGAUUUUACGUGUAUUCAGACCAAAAGUGUUUUGAAGAUAUUCCAUCUGAUACCUUGCCUAUCGAGUAUGGCGGUACGAAUGGGACAAUGCAGGAACUAAUAGAAUAUUGGAAAAGAUUCAUCCAGAAGAAUCGCGACUGGCUUAUGGAGGAAGAGAACAGCCCAAGUAUCGAGAUAGAACCUAUAGAGGAAGAUUUUCAGCAGACACAUUUAUAACUUACAAAGAAAUCACGUAAAAUCAUAUUGCAUAAAGAGUUAUGCAAUAUGAUUUUACGUGAUUUUUGUGCAAGUUAUAAAUAUGUUUGUUGAAAAUCUUCCUCUACAGGUUCACCUGUCUCGAUACUUUGGCCAUUCUUAUCUAUAGUCAGUUUUUUGUUCACGUAACUUUUAACAUAACUAAAUUAAUUUUAUAAACCAUCAACUUUAACUUAAUUUAGUUAAAAUAAAAUGUAUUAAUUUACCCAACCCUGUAUACGCAGUAUAUGUCUAGUAUAAUAUUAAAAUAAAGUGUGCUAAUAAUUAUACAAUGUUCCAUCAAAUUUCUUUUUGUAUUAUAAAUAAUUAUGUUUAACGCAAUAUUACUAAAAAAAAAAAAAAAAUUGUAAAACUCCAAAUGAUUUGAGUAAUCGACGAUUGUCUCAAUUGGCGAAUCGGAAGGGACGGAGAACGAAGGGAAUUCCGUUUCUCUCAGCGAGCCGUGUC
Solenopsis invicta (red fire ant) is the source of this 1774-nucleotide messenger RNA. Its product is annotated as retinol-binding protein pinta-like. The record is from RefSeq and is a predicted model, not a curated record. Lineage: Eukaryota; Metazoa; Arthropoda; Insecta; Hymenoptera; Formicidae. The coding region runs from base 374 to 1288 and encodes 304 amino acids. The transcript has 5 exons. Gene Ontology annotation, cellular component: membrane. Gene Ontology annotation, molecular function: phosphatidylinositol bisphosphate binding.